Molecule: messenger RNA, 1890 nt
Organism: Triticum dicoccoides
Lineage: Eukaryota; Viridiplantae; Streptophyta; Magnoliopsida; Poales; Poaceae
Product: F-box/kelch-repeat protein SKIP11-like
Exons: 2
Coding region: 254-1552 (432 amino acids)
Cellular component (GO): nucleus
Molecular function (GO): protein binding
Source: RefSeq, a predicted model, not a curated record
GGAGUUGGUGGUGGGGAGGGAGGGAGGGAGGGGAUUUCUCGGGCGCCGCGGCGAUGGGGGCGCGCUGAUUGGGUCGCCGGCCGCGAUCUUUCAGUCCAGAUUUCCUUGGGCGGGCCCGUGCGUGAUCUUGCCAUGGGUUCGAUUUGUUCUUGUUAGAUCGCGGCUAGGAGAUCAGCGAGCGCGCCCAGAUUUCUCCCUUUCCGGAUCAGUCUCAUCCGAGAAGAUAAUAAGCCGAGCGGGAGGGGGAGAGGCCAUGAUGCUGGAGGGCAAAUCCUGCCUCGUCUCGCGCUCCCUGCCCAGCUACUGCGACCCGGACUCCGACUGGGCGUUCCUCCUCAGCGGCAGCAAGCGCCCCGCGCCGGAAGACUUCGGCGCGGAAGACAUGGAGGAGGUAGACGCCGGCGGCGGCAGCGGGAAGCGCAGCAAGUCGCCUUCCCCGCAGCCGCACACGCCGGACAUCACCGAGAGCCACGGCUCCAGCCGCCAUGCCUCCUCAGGCAGCAGCGGCGGUGGGGAGCAGCAAGGCUCUGGGGCCAAUCUCAUUGGCGAGAUUGGCCGCGACCUCUCCAUCAACUGCCUCCUCCGGCUCUCCAGGUCGGACUAUGGCUCCGUCGCCUCCCUCAACAGGGACUUCAACUCCCUGGUGCGCAACGGGGAGAUCUACCGCCUGCGGCGGCAGAAUGGUAUCGCCGAGCAUUGGGUCUACUUCUCCUGCAAUGUCCUGGAGUGGGAUGCCUAUGACCCCUACAGGGAGCGCUGGAUCCAGGUGCCCAAGAUGCCACCGGAUGAAUGCUUCAUGUGCUCUGACAAGGAGUCCCUGGCUGUGGGCACCGAGCUGCUUGUGUUUGGGAUGGCACACAUUGUGUUCAGAUAUAGCAUCCUGACCAAUUCAUGGACAAGGGCUGAUCCCAUGAACUCUCCCCGGUGCUUGUUUGGAUCAACAAGCGUCGGUGAAAAGGCGUAUGUCGCUGGAGGCACCGAUGCUUCUGGAAAGAUACUGAGCUCUGCAGAGAUGUAUGACUCUGUGACACACACUUGGACACCCCUUCCCAGCAUGAAUAGGGCUAGGAAGAUGUGUUCUGGUGUGUUCUUGGAUGGCAAGUUCUAUGUGAUCGGUGGUGUUACCAACAACAACCAGGUACUGACAUGUGGUGAGGAAUAUGACUUGAAUCGGGGUUCGUGGAGGGUCAUUGAGAACAUGUCUGAGGGCCUCAAUGGAGUGACGGGUGCUCCUCCACUCAUUGCAGUUGUCAACAAUCAGCUCUAUGCAGCUGAUUACAGUGAGAAGGAUGUGAAGAAGUAUGACAAGCUGAAUAAUAAGUGGAUCGCUCUUGGGAAAUUGCCUGAACGGUCUGUGUCCAUGAAUGGAUGGGGCCUUGCUUUCCGAGCCUGUGGUGACCGGCUGAUUGUCAUUGGAGGCCCAAGGACUUCUAUUGGUGGCAUCAUUGAGCUUAAUUCAUGGGUUCCCGAUGAGCAACCGCCUGUGUGGAAUUUGGUUGCCACACGGCAAUCCGGGAACUUCGUGUAUAACUGCGCCGUGAUGGGUUGCUGAGUCCACUGAAUAAAGAUUGGAUGCAGUGGAUAUUUAUGAAGGAUGAUAGUAUGCACAAAGGCAGCCUGUUCAAUUGCUCCAGCCCUGAUUCUUCGUAGGGAUUUAUGCCUUCUGCCCAGUUAACUGGACAUCUGCUGAGCGGCAGCACUCAUGUAACCCUUGAGUUCUAAUACUUCUGUUUUCCUUGCUAAUCCAUUUCUACAUUUGCAAUUUGGAUCAACAGCUCGUGAUUUCAAAGAUACGAGACUAUGCAAAAACAGUGUUAUAUUAAUAAUCUAGAAACAACUUCCAGAAUGCUCGCCUUUCACUGUUGAUGAUGAACAACCUGUUAAGCAAUA